Molecule: messenger RNA, 649 nt
Organism: Lathyrus oleraceus (garden pea)
Lineage: Eukaryota; Viridiplantae; Streptophyta; Magnoliopsida; Fabales; Fabaceae
Exons: 5
Coding region: 78-458 (126 amino acids)
Source: RefSeq, a predicted model, not a curated record
UUACAACGUGGCUUUUUGGUUAUGCAAUUCCCACGAUUCUGGCUUUCAAGAAAGCGGCAGAAUCACUUGAGAAGGUUAUGGAUACAGCAAGAGAGGAACUUCCUGAUACCAUGGCUGCAGUUAAAUUAUCAGCCAUGGAAAUCAGUGACUUAACCACCGAGCUCACUGAUUUUGGACAAGAGAUUACCCAAGGUGUUAGAAGCUCCACUCGCGCGGUUCGCUCGGUGGAGCAGGGGCUUCGCGGUUUGACCACUAUGCCUUCUUCUUCAGCUUCUUUGCAGGGAAUGGAAUACAGCCCCUAUACUGAGGCUGAUUCGGGUGCACUUUCGGUGGGAAGAAAUGCAAGGGGCAUGAAAGAGGGUAUUAUUAAGGGUCGUUCUAUGUUGAAGAUGUUUUUCUCCCUUGCCAAAUUUUCAAGUUUUGCUCUCAACUUCAUCACCAGACGUGGAAAAAGGUAGAGGUAGAGGCAGAGGCAGAGAAGUUGCUUGAUUUCUUCAGUGGGAGCCCUGAGCAGCACCAAGAUAAUAAGAGGUGUUUUGGAGCCGAUAGUUACUUUGCAAGAUCUGGAACAAAAACCGCAACCGGUGACAAUGCUUUACAAGAUCUGCCAAAAGAAUGGUAAAAAAGUUGACAUAGAACAACAGAGAAA